Rana temporaria (common frog) is the source of this 4024-nucleotide messenger RNA. RefSeq names its product BUB1 mitotic checkpoint serine/threonine kinase (gene BUB1). NCBI's taxonomy places the organism in Eukaryota, Metazoa, Chordata, Amphibia, Anura, Ranidae. Gene Ontology annotation, biological process: protein phosphorylation; meiotic sister chromatid cohesion, centromeric; mitotic spindle assembly checkpoint signaling. The record is from RefSeq and is a predicted model, not a curated record. The transcript is spliced from 25 exons. Bases 139 to 3498 code for a protein of 1119 amino acids. Gene Ontology annotation, molecular function: ATP binding; protein kinase activity.
GGCUGUGAGCCCCGCCGCCUAGACCUAUGGCAGUUGCAGGAUUUCUUGUUGCGCGAACGAUUUGAAAUAGUAGGAGAGGACGGGGGGAGUUGUUAUGGUGAGGAGCGAUCUCUCUUGUAGGACGGAUCUCCGGGAAGAAUGGAUAUCCAGAGCUGUGUGCAAAUGUUUGAAACCCACAUACAGGGAUACAGCGGUGAUGACCCUCUGGAUCUGUGGGACAGGUAUGUUCUUUGGGCUGAAGAAACUCUACCACCGCAAGAAAAGCGCAAUGUUCUGUGUUUGUUGGAGCGUUUAGUUCGGAACUUUAUAGGAGACCGGAAAUACUGCAAUGAUGAGCGAUACCUGAAGUACUGCAUCCGAUUUUCUGAAACCAUUGAUGAACCCAUGCCGUUCUUUGAGUAUCUUUACAGCCAAGGUAUAGGUACUCGUUCUGCUGCUCUUCAUGUCAUCUGGGCUCAGCAGCUGGAAGUAAAGGGGGACCUGCACAAUGCAAGUGCCAUUUAUCAUAAAGCCUUUGAAAACCAGGCACAGCCAAAAGACUUUGUGGAUCAUCACUACAGAGCGUUUCAGACCAGAAUCGCUCAGAAGACAUCAACUGAUCGAGAAUCCCAUGUGCAGCCGCUGAGAAAUUCCCAGAUUAUUAAUCAGCUAACACCCACAUCACUUACAGCGACUUCAUCAAAAUCUCAGAACUCUGCGGGAAUUGAGAAUCCAGUUGUGAAACAGUCUGAAGUGCCUCCCAGUAAGGAUGAAGCUGGCGUUAACAAGUGGGUGACAAUCUCCAAGUCGGCUGUGGUGCCUACAGCAGUUUCAUCUUCUGCAGAUCUCAAGCAGGUUCCCAUGUACUGUAAGGACAAACUAAUCUGUGGAGAUUCUGAGUUGUCCCUUGAGGAAUUCAGAGCAACCAUUUACCAAAAGAAAUCUGAACAGCGCAGAAAGAUGCAUCAAUGGGAGGAAGAUGAAAAAAAAUACAUUAAGGUCAAAGAGGAGGCUGUUCUCAGAGAAAAUAUGUUGAAACAGAAGAUGGAGCAACUGAGUAGCCUGCUAAAUGUCCAGAGGGCCACAAACAACCCUACCCCUGAGCCCAGUGCAGCAAUGCCGAUGGUGACAAACUACAGCAUGUUGACACCUGUAGGGACGUCUAUGGUCCAGAAUGAAAAUCAGCCGCACAUGGCAGGAUCAUUUACUCGCUUUCCCUUUACUAUGACUCCUGUGGCACAUCCAUCAGUUUCACCAGAAAUGUCCACAUCACAGUACAACCCCUCUACAUCUGGUCAUCUGUUAUCUCGGCCUGAAGUCCCAAUGCUAGAUGUCCAAACUAGCAGAAGAGCUGAGCAGGAGGUGAAUCAUUCUCAGCACACAGCCCCUGUAACAUCUGAUGGCAAACAAUCAUCUGUUUUGGAAGGAUCGGCAACAUUACUUUCUGACACCCAAAAAACAAUGAUUCAAAACAACAGUGCCACUGUGGAGAAGGUACAACCUGCGAUUAGGGAAGUAGCCAACUCGUCGGGUUGUUUAGCAAAUACUUCUCAUGUCACCCCCAACACAUCGCUAGGAUAUGUGCAAGCAACUCCGUCUAGAGUCCUUCCCUCGCCCACAGUGAACACAAAGGAAGCCCUGGGUUUUUUAAUGGAUUUCUUCCAGACAUCUACUUUACCGGAUGAUGUGGAAGAUGAAAACCUCUUUGAAACAACCGUUUCCAAAAAAACUGAUCUUGAGACCCUUUGCCGAAAUGACAAUAAUUCAGAUGCGGAUGGCCUUCUAGGACUACAUAAUCUUCCUCCAGCAUUGCCAUCUGUUUUCUGCAUCUUUGAAGAUGAUCAAGCUAAACCGAAUGAGCCUUCUAAAGUCAAACCAACAGAGGUGAAGACUUUUGGAGAGCGUCCUGCACUCAGACCUGCUAUUAAAAGUGAAGAGGCGAAGGCUGCUGAAUCUCUGGUAGAUGACUGCACCGUGUGGGCUGUUCGAUGUAACAAAACGCUGGCCCCCUGUCCCAAUACUACAGGAGACUUCGCACUAUCUGCUCGAUUUGCAUCUACACCCUCUAGCAGCAAGCAGCCUGAGCAAAACUGGAAGAUCCUGGAGGAUAAAGAAAAUGCAAUAGAAGCGGGUACGGACAGCAGCAGUAAUGUGGGUUUAGAUUCUUCUGAUGAUAAAAUUGUCCAGCCAUCAAAAAUAAGGAAGCUCAGCCCCAUUCAAGAACACAGCCCAGAACAUUCCAAAAUAGCCCCUUCACCUUCUUCAUGCAGCAUUUUUCCUACAAAGAGUUCAGAGAUUGUUGAGGAUGUCGAAUUAGAGAAUGCUGAACAUCUCCUGGCAGCCUGCAAACUGUCAGAGACCUUACAGGGCACCACAUUGGAUAUUGAAGAUCCCUGGGGUGUAAAAACACAGCCGUUUACACUAGAGGAGGAGAAUCCGCCAGAAGUUCACGCACCAGAACAAGUAGUGGUUGAAAAUGCCUGGGAUGACAACUUGAUUGCCUGCCUUCUGUCAGAAUUGCCCACACCACUGAGUUCCCUAAACAACUACCAUCAAUGGCAAACAAACCUUCCAUCCAUCAAGGCUAAAAUGGAGGCAAAGCUGGGAUCCAAGUCCUUUCACGUUGAUCAUUUGCUUGGAGAAGGGGCUUUUGCACACGUUUAUCAAGCUUCUAUAUUGGGUACACAAACCCAGCACAAUCCUAAAGUUAUCCUAAAGGUACAAAAGCCUGCAAAGCCCUGGGAGUUCUACAUUGGUACACAGAUUUCACAACGGAUUAGUCCAGCGCUAAGACAUCUCUUCAUCAGUUUCCACUCUGCACAUAUAUUCCAGAAUGGAAGUGUAUUGGUUGGAGAUCUCUACAGCUGUGGAUCCCUUUUGAAUGCUAUUAAUCUCUACAAAAAAUUGACGGAAAAGGUGAUGCCUGUGCCAUUGGUCAUGUAUUUUGCCAUCAAUAUCCUGUACAUAGUGGAACAGCUACAUAACAUUGGCAUCAUCCAUGGUGAUAUAAAACCUGAUAACUUUGCUUUUGGUGAAAACUUUAUAGAUCAUGAGUCUUGUACACUGGAUCUGGUAUCACAUGGACUUUCUCUCAUUGAUUUGGGUCAGAGCAUAGAUAUGACCCUCUUCCCAAAAGGAACAGCUUUCCAUGCAAAGUGUGAAACCUCAGGAUUUCAAUGUGUGGAAAUGUUGACUAAUAAGCCCUGGAACUAUCAGACAGACUACUUUGGCAUAGCUGGAACAGUUUACUGCAUGCUGUUUGGCAACUACAUGAAAGUCCGCGAGGAGUGUGGCGCUUGGAAGACGGAAGGAACUUUUAGACGAUUGCCAAAUGGGGAGUUGUGGGUAGAAUUUUUCCAUACCUUGUUGAAUAUCCCUGACUGUCGCAGCCCGUCGCCCCUUCAAGCCCUGCGAGAGAAGCUCACAAAGACUUACCAGAUGGUGUAUACAAACAAAGUAAAAUCCCUGCGCAACAGACUUGUCAUCCUACUUCUGGAAAACAAGCCUACGAGGAAAUAAAUGUUUCAGCUACUGCUAUGUAGUUCUUCAUCCACAAACUGUGUAUUCUCCCCCCAGACUGUAGAAGGAGCACACUGCCAAGCUGCUGCAAUGACUUUACUUCUAUCGCCAUGUUUUGUUUUAAAAAAAAAAAAAAGAAAGAGACCUUUUAAUGUAACUUUUUAAAUUAAUUCAAAAUGGGCACCAGUUCUGCUGAAUGUGAUUAAAUAUGGUUUUAACUAAUAUAUGGUAUUUUUGUGAACGGCACAUGUCUGUCUUGCUGCAUACUGUUACUUUGUACAUGGUGCCUUUUACCUUGCCUUCCCAAAUUCUCCAGAGCUUUGGUUUUUGUGACUUCUAUAAAUGUAUAAUAUAAUGCUAUUACUUUGUAUGGGAGCUGGUGGAUAUUUCAUAUAGCUGAAGUGAAUGCCCAUUGUGGUGAUCGGAGAAGCAAGUCCUAUCGGAACUAUGAAUCAUACAGUGAGAUAAUCCAUUUAUUUCUACUCCCUAUUUUUUAAAGUGUACAUAAAUUCUUAACAUAGACGUC